GACCCUACUUUUGUGAAGUUAUUCGAUUUUUUUUCUCCAGUGAUCAUAUUACAUUGAUUACCAGGUUACCUCAGUGAAAAAACACACGAUACAUAUUUAAAUUCAUUUCGGCUUAUAUGCAAUUUGAUUUUCAUUUGGGUCGUUGCGACCAACACAAGUCUAGAUAAAAUGCGAACACAUUUUUAUCGUGCCUAGCAUCACACAGCUCAAUCAUUUAAUUCACAGCGUGAGUGAGAGCAACAUCGAGUCUAAAGGGGACAAAAGUUACACUUUUUCCGAUUAUAGUAAAUAUUAUCGAGUUUACACCAUUUUUUGAAUUGGUUAAACUUAAAAAAAAUGAACGAAUGUAGUGAAAUGACCGAGAUGAAUGAAUUACAAAAUUAUAGCUCGUGCCGUGGUUCCACGUUAAUUUGGCAAAAUGUUAAUGUUUACACUAAAGAUAAGAAAAAUGGGAAUAGUACAAACAAUCUAAAACGUAUCAUAAACAAUUCAACGGGUUUUAUACAACCGGGCACUUUGAUGGCUGUAAUGGGAUCAAGUGGCGCCGGAAAAAGUACUCUUAUGUCAGCAUUAGCCUUUCGAAAUAUGCCUGGCACUAUUGUGGAGGGUAAUAUAUUAGUCAACAAUCGGCCAGUUGGACCUUUCAUGCACCGUUCAAGUGGGUUUGUGCAUCAAGAUGAUUUAUUCGAUGGUACCUUAACUGUAUUAGAGCAUAUGACCUUCAUUGCAAAUCUAAAAUUAGACAAGCGAAUUAGUCGUAAGGAGAAGAGCAACUUAGUAAACUCAACGCUGGCCAAGGUCGGUUUAUUACAGUGUAUAAAUACGCGAAUUGGUGACACAGAUAAAGGCAAAGCAUUGUCCGGUGGUGAGAAAAAGAGACUAUCUUUCGCUUCUGAACUGCUAACAAACCCAACACUCUUAUUUUGCGAUGAACCUACUACUGGUUUGGAUGCAUAUAGUGCACAACAGGUGACGAGUAUUUUGCUUCGUUUGGCCAAACAAGGAACGACAAUAAUGUGUACAAUUCAUCAGCCAUCCAGUCAAAUAUUUGCCAUGUUUCACAAAGUGUUACUCUUGGCCGAUGGUCGUAUCAGUUACAUUGGCACACCGGAUGAAGCUGUUUCGUUUUUCUCACUAAAUGGUUAUCAGUGUCCAUCAACGUAUAAUCCGGCCGAUUUUAUGAUCAGCAUUCUAUCGAAGACUGAACCGGGCAAGGAAUUGAAUAACGUUGCCCAUCAGCUUUGUGAUGCAUUUGAAGCAACACGUCAAGAUCACACCUGUGAAAUAUCAAAUGACUUUGCAAUCGAAGAGGAGCGAAAGUAUGACGUUCAAAAACCGCUUUGGAUAAUUACCGUCUAUUGGCUGAUCUAUCGGAAUUUACUAAUUGUGGCAAGAGAUCCGCAUAUUCAAAAGAUUCGCAUUGUAAAGGCAAUCGCUAUCGCGACUUUGGCUGGACUUUGUUUUUUUGGAUCGGUUACUUUAGAUCAAUAUGGAAUUCAAUCCGUUCAAGGAGCAUUGUUUAUACUUAUAUCGGAAAAUACAUUUUCACCCAUGUACUCGGCUCUCACAUUAUUCCCAAAUCGAGAUCCACUGUUUAUACGCGAACGACAAGCUGGCCUCUAUAACACACUACAAUAUUAUAUAACAAGCACUGUGGCACUGAUUCCGGGUUUAAUCAUCGAACCGCUCAUUUUUACCGUAAUUGUGUACAUCUUUGCUCAACUUCGACCGACUGCUUAUGCAUUCCUGAUGACAACGAUAAUUAUCAUUUUUGUGAUGAACAUAGCAACGGCUUGCGGAUGUUUCUUUUCCAUUGCAUUCAGAUCGGUCGAUAUGGCGAUUGCAUUUUUGGUACCAUUUGAUGUGUCUCUUAUGAUCACGUCGGGUGUCUUUAUCAAGCUCAAUUCUGUGCCGUUUGCUCUAUCCUGGUUAAAAUACAUUUCUUGGCUGAAGUAUGCAAACGAAGCAAUGACGAUUGUACAAUGGGAAGGAGUCACCAACAUAACAUGUAAUUUUGCCGCUCAAUUACCAUGCUUCGAAUCGGCUGAGGAGAUCUAUGAUUUAUAUAAUUUUACUGAAGAUGAUUUUAACACUGAUUUAUACGCAUUGACUGCGUUAUAUAUCACAUUCCAUGUAUUUGGUUUUCUUUUUUUGUGGCUACGAGUUAGAAAGUAUUAAUUUUUUUUUCUCUAAAAUUUGCAAACAUGUGCUGAACAUUAGAUAACAUUUUGUGUAAUUUUGUAAGAUUUGAAAACAAAUAAAUGUGCUCACGAAAGUAAUAAAACUUGAUUCAUGUUA
Contarinia nasturtii (swede midge) is the source of this 2298-nucleotide messenger RNA. RefSeq names its product protein scarlet (gene st). Gene Ontology annotation, cellular component: plasma membrane. The transcript has 12 exons. The record is from RefSeq and is a predicted model, not a curated record. NCBI's taxonomy places the organism in Eukaryota, Metazoa, Arthropoda, Insecta, Diptera, Cecidomyiidae. Gene Ontology annotation, molecular function: ATP binding; ATP hydrolysis activity; ABC-type transporter activity. Bases 337 to 2178 code for a protein of 613 amino acids.